GUAUGUAAGGGAGGUAAUCAGAAUUGGUUGCCUUUCUUGUCAAAAUAAGGCGCGUUUAUUUUCAAGUGUGAUUAUAGAUUAUGUAAUUUAAGAUCUUAUGCUGCUCUCAAUAUUAUAGCAUUUUUCUAGAAAUUGCAUGUACGCAGUUGCACAGCUAGUCAUUACAGAGGUUCACAUCCACAAAAGUCAAGAUUGCUGUAAUCAACUUGAUCAAGCAAGCAGUUUUGACGUACGGAUCUACGUGCGCAUGAAACGGAGCUGUAGCUUACAACGAAAGUCCAUAUAGCCCAAUGUCUUUAUCCAUCAAAAAGUCAUAUAGUCAAGAGCUUCCCCACUACCCUGAAGAAUGACAAGUGUUGUCAACAAUCAUGAAUUGCUGAUGUCAAAAUUACCAGAGCAGUGGCGACGCCUCUUCGAACUGUUAUCCUUAGACAGUUACGGAGAUAAACUAUCCCAAGCAUGGUACAAGCGCGAAGCAGAGGCAACAAAGAGAACAUGGGAAAGCCUUCUACAGGCUGUUGUUCAACUGGAGCCCACUAUCGAAGGAGAAUGCCUUAACUUCUAUCCAUUGUUGGUCUGCCUUCAAGAAAAUGUUGCCAAAGGAUUCAUGAAUUUUCUUCUUAAACAGCAGUACAAUGUGUCUGCUGACAGCAUACAUCACUUUAUAAGAACAAUGAUGAUUUAUCUUCCACCAUCACACUGGUGUGUGCCACAAUGCACCAAACUCUUCAAAAGUCUUGCAAAAAGGACAGUUGAGAUUGAUCAACAGGCUGCACAAUCCUGGGGUGAUGGUGAGGACACAUUGGAUAGGUGUGCUGUCUUUUCAAAAAGCCCAGAAGAAAAAGAUUCGAGUGAAGAAACACAGCAUGAUAAACAGUUGUCGUUGGCUCUUGGCUGCAAUCAAGGUUUGAAAGACAUUAUAAUGAAUGUUCAUUCUAUCAGUGGGACAGAUGUCAAGAGUUUGAGAAACAUGUCUUUUACUCUUAUGGAAAACAGUAAGACUGAACAAAAGGAAUGUUCUGCUAAACAAGAGCAGGAGAUAGAAGAAUCCUGCUCACAGAAUAAUGAAGUAGCUAAGUUAAAUCCUAGAGAUGAGUUAAGAAGAAGCACCCCUGCAGAGCAUAAUGGAGAUAUUUUAUGCAUUGAGUCUCAGAUUCAAAAAGUGCGAGAAGCAUGGCUUACUGGACAGAAACAGAUGCCUGCUGAAGUUCAAACACUUGUCAUGGUACCACCUUCUCAGAUGGAGACAGUGUGUCAGCUUUUGGGACUGUCAGACCUCUCAGAGAUGUCACUACUUGUGGCAGCCGACCACGUGAGUUCCCUGGCAGAAAUGCUUAGUGAACAAAGCAGCAUCACUUUGAUUCGUGGCAUGAUUGAGAAUAAGUUUGCUCAGCUGAUGACACCAUCACGUCUUUUCACCACUUGUCUGACUACAUUAGCUGCUGCCUUUCCAAAGGAACUCACCAGCAUCCUCUGUUUAUGCCUCUCUUUGUACUCCUCCAGUAUUGGCCAAGCACAAACAGUGGCUUCAUUAUGUAAGACAGCCUUUGAUAAAAGAACCUUAAGUUAUUUUAUAAGAGAGUUCUGCCAAAGCAAAGUACCUGUAGAGGAGAACACUUUGAUCAUGGCACAGAGCAUCAUUGAUCAGCACCCUGAGUUAGAUUCAGGCAUCAUUGCUGCCAUGCUAGCAUGGCUAGAAGCCACUGCCAUUCAGAAUGCACAGAGUGCUAAGUAUGGCCGCUUGGUACUAUGUCUUGUCAAGACUUACAGGGCACAGCUGGGCACUUGCCAUCUAGCCUCUCUUAGAGGGAUUGUUGACGCUCACAAGUCUGUGAUAUGUAGAUCGCUACAACAGCUCCUCAAAAACCUGAAUUGAAACCUCAUUAGACCACUUCAUGCGUUCAUUUGAAGACAGCAACCUAUUUGCUAUUAUGUGUUUUGUUCAGAAAGAUGCAGGAUGAGACGUGAAACUGUUUAAUAAUACCUGAACACUGGAAACUACUCAAAACAAUUAAAAUUUUUAAGAGUUGCUGAAAAGGAGUUGCUUUUUUGUGUCCACACAUUAAAUGGCUAAAGUCUUUGUUUCAGA
Pomacea canaliculata is the source of this 2089-nucleotide messenger RNA. RefSeq lists its product as uncharacterized. The record is from RefSeq and is a predicted model, not a curated record. Gene Ontology annotation, cellular component: Fanconi anaemia nuclear complex. NCBI's taxonomy places the organism in Eukaryota, Metazoa, Mollusca, Gastropoda, Architaenioglossa, Ampullariidae. The coding region runs from base 347 to 1876 and encodes 509 amino acids. Gene Ontology annotation, biological process: interstrand cross-link repair. The transcript has 11 exons.